Xylona heveae TC161 is the source of this 2196-nucleotide messenger RNA. Its product is annotated as putative arginine permease. Gene Ontology annotation, cellular component: membrane. The coding region runs from base 368 to 2008 and encodes 546 amino acids. Gene Ontology annotation, molecular function: amino acid transmembrane transporter activity. Lineage: Eukaryota; Fungi; Ascomycota; Xylonomycetes; Xylonales; Xylonaceae. The record is from RefSeq and is a predicted model, not a curated record. Gene Ontology annotation, biological process: amino acid transmembrane transport. The transcript is spliced from 3 exons.
GAAUUUCUCUUACCCAACAUCCAGGCUUUUUUGCUCACCACCAGGCCUUUCGUCUGGCUCUAGGCAUUGCCUAGCUCUGUUAUCUCCAAAGUUUGACACAUCCUGACACAUAAAAAGAAAUUUUCUUGUCAUGGCGUCGGAUCGAAAUAAAACGACCCAUUGUUCACCGCAAAGGGAGGGUUUGAGUCCUUUCUGUGCAGCGAAACGUUCACACGCCUUCCACUCCCCCACUUAGCUGCAGAGCCAUCUGAUCCCUACAACUCCAUCGUCAGUCACGAAUACUCUUACGACAUACUACGAAACCUAGUUUUACAGUCCGAAGCGCACUCGUUCAACGUCAAUCUUGUUGUCCUGCCAGCCUGCCACAAUGGCAGAACACGAGAUGCGUGAGCUAAGCGGCGAGAAGAAACUUCCCCAAGAAGAAGUGACCGGAUCAUCAUCGUCAAGCGAUGUCGAGCAGCAAAAGAGCCCGGCCUUGCCGGAGCUGCAGAGAAAGCUGAAGAGUCGCCAUUUACAAAUGAUUGCAAUCGGAGGGACAAUUGGAACAGGUCUCUUCAUUGGUAGCGGUGCUGCGUUGCAGAAAUCUGGCCCUGUCGGCGCUCUUAUUGCUUACAUCUUCGUUGGAACCCUUGUCUACUCGGUCAUGACGUCUUUGGGAGAGAUGGCCACGUCAAUUCCUAUUGCUGGAGCAUUCACCUCGUAUGCUUCGCGUUUCGUCGACCCCAGUCUCGGUUUUGGUAUGGGAUGGAUCUACUGGUUCUCGUGGGCAAUCACAUACGCGCUGGAGCUCACUGCUUCUGGUUUGAUCAUCCAAUACUGGGAUAGCUCACUCAGUAUUGGUAUCUUCAUUGCCAUUUUCUGGGUCGUCAUCACCACUGUCAAUUUCUUGCCCGUCAGCUUCUAUGGCGAGAUCGAAUUUUGGUUCUCGAUGAUCAAAGUUAUCACCGUCGUCGGCUUCCUCAUCUUUGCAAUCUGUAUCGACGCGGGAGCCGGCAAGCAGGGCUACCUUGGCUUCCACUACUGGGUGCACCCGGGCGCUUUCGCUCCCUAUCUGCUUAAAUCGAAAGGUGGGGUGGCCAAGUUUGUUGGCUUUUGGUCUGUCCUUAUCCAAGCUGGCUUUUCUUACCAAGGAACGGAGCUUGUUGGUAUUGCCGCUGGCGAGUGCGAGAACCCCCGAAAGACUGUUCCCUCGGCCAUCCGGAAGACCUUUUACCGAAUCUUAUUCUUCUUCGUCUUCACGAUAUUCUUCAUCGGCUUGCUUAUUCCCUACGACAACGAGUCGCUUCUCAAUUCGUCUAGUGGAUCCGAUGCUUCGGCCUCGCCCUUUGUCAUUGCUGCGAGACUUGCAGGCGUUAAAGUGCUUCCCGGUCUGAUCAAUGCCGUACUGCUGGCAGUGGUCCUCUCUGCUGCAAACUCCAACGUCUAUUCGGGCAGUCGAAUCGUCGUUGGUCUGGCAACGGAUGGUUUCGCGCCCAAGUUUUUCAAGAAGACCACAAAGCAUGGUGUUCCCUAUUACGCCGUUGCCUUCACGGCAGCCUUUGGCCUUCUCGCCUUCUUGAAUCUAUCCAACAACGGUGGCACCGUGUUUAACUGGCUCUUGAACAUUGCAGGAGUUGCUGGAUUUAUCAGUUGGGCAUGCAUCAACGGCUGUCACCUCGCCUUUAUGCGGGCUCUCCGUGCUCAAAACAUUUCACGCGAAAAUCUUCCUUACAAGGCCAUGUGGCAACCUUUCUUUGCCUGGUAUGGUCUCGGCUUCAACGUGCUGAUCAUCCUUACCCAAGGCUUCACAGCCUUCAUUGAUUGGAGCACCAGCGACUUUUUCGCGGCUUACAUUAGUCUCCUUCUUUUCGUGGUCCUCUACUUUGGACACAAGAUUGUCUUCCGUACCAGACUCGUCAAUCCGGCAGAAGCCGACAUCGACACCGGACGCAAGGAAGCAGACACCGAGAUUUGGGAGACUACGGUCCCGACUACACUUUGGGGCAAGUUCUGGGAGCGCCUUGGAUAAAGGGAUCGAAUAAUUAUUCAUCGCAUGCAUUUGCAAUUCUUUCUUCAUUUGCCCUUUUUCCUUUAAAAGUCUCCCCGAUUUCUGGAACUUAUAUUUUGGUUGAGAUGUAUAUUUUUUAUUAUUCAUAGACGCAUUACGCAUGAGCGGGGCAUUGCUUUUUUUUUUUUUUUUUUUUUUUUUUUUUUUUA